UAGUGCGACUGGGUUCUCUGGAAUGGAAGAGAUAGUGGUGCUCGCUAAAAAUACGCAAAAACAUAAAAAUCGAAUAGAAUUUUGUAAAUAAUUUAAAAUAAUCCAAAUAUUUAAGUGGACUAGUAAGCAGAAAGAUGAAUGACUUGGUAUUUUGAAGAUCCUUCUCCCAUAUAUAAGUGAUUUGUGCCUAAUAUAAAUAGCGUCGAUUGAAUUGGCAAGUUCGUCACUUUAACGCUUUCUACGGUUUUUUAUGUAGACGCUAAAAAAAGUAAAUAAAACAUUAUUUUUUGCCAAGUGCAGCAUUACUUCAUCGCUACAUACUUUUUAGCGCGUAAAUACUGUGCACUCUGCUCGUUUUUGUAUCUGAGACAUUAUCGACAAAAAUUUGUAACCAUUGAACACUUUUAUCAAUUACAAAAACGUGUUACGAACUCUGAGGUAAUGCUUGGUGGCAGUGCGGAUCGUUUAUGCACACCAAGCACAUCAGCUGGCCCAUUUCGAAUAUUUUCUGUUGCUGGGUUCCAAAAUAGAACCAACGAUAUAGUUUAUUGUCCACCAAUAAUAAGGCAAACUAAUCAAAAUGUGGACGAUUCUACAGCAGUUGUCUACUUUGGUGGGGAUGUACAGGAUUUCCCAGAAAGUAUGGAAACCAAUCGCGACAGUCGGGGUUACAUGAAAUACAAUUUAGAAAAUUCAGCCAUUCUAUUGCGUGAAGCAUUUCCACGUUCGCACAUUAUAGUAGUGAGACCUGUGAGAAUGGAAUUUAAGACAUUCAGCUGUUUUGAUAACUUUGUGCGAGGAAAUAAUGCUGGUGUGCCGGAUCACACUCCAAUGAAUCAUGCGCUGCAACAUUUGGAAAAGUUAUUACAAAACUUAUCUCAACGUCUGAUAUCAAUACCAGAAAAUGAAAUACUAGACCAAGCUGCACAGGCAGCAGCCGCCGUUGCAGCUGCUGCUGCCGCUGCUGCAUUAGUUUCAUCUACAUUAUCAAGUGCGUCUUCAGAUUCGUCUUCGUCUUCUUCAAAUGCUAGUGAUAGCAGUCAAGAGAUGGACAUAGACAUUUUACAGGUUCAAGAAAAUGUAACUGUUGACGCCGAUGGAGCCGUCAUAUUUCCAAAUUCCUCUGAUGUAAAUUCCCCAUCUACUAGUGGAACUAUCAAAUGUUCAGAUAAUGGCACGAAUGAGGCGACUCCAACAUCAAUUAACAAUCCUUGUGACCCUUCGUCGUCCGCGUCUACAUUAAAUCCAACUCAACAGAACAUCCCCCAAUCUGAGCAAAAUCAUGAAAAAACCCCUCACUACAACAACUUGAAUAACAGCAAUGAUUGUUUGUCACAACAUCGACAACAAGUAACUCCGACCCAAUUGUCGUCUUCGCAACAGCAUAACAAUCCCUUGUGGUGGCGUGAAAACCUGAAUCUAGACAAGUCAAAAUUAAUUUUGAUCGGCUUCAGCAAAGGCUGUGUCGUACUCAAUCAAUUCAUUUAUGAAUUCCAUUAUUUAAAAACCCUUACUCCGGACGAUAGUACAAUGGGACGUUUGCUUUCACGUAUCAAAGAUAUGUAUUGGUUGGAUGGUGGACAUGGCGGUCAAAAGAAUACAUGGAUAACAUCCCGAAGCUUACUAGAGACUUUAACUAGAAUGGCUAUAAACAUACACGUACAUUUAACUCCAUACCAAGUACAGGAUGACCGCCGACCUUGGAUUCGGAAAGAAGAAAAAAUAUUUACGGAUCUUCUCAGGCGUUUAGGUGCACAGAUAACGCGACAUUUGCACUAUGAUAGCCAAACAGCCAAUUUGAUGACCCAUUUCGAAGUUUUACAAGCGUUUUGCCAACACAUUCACAAUCAAAAUCAACAAAUACAGUCCGGGACCAUGCAACAGCAGGUUCAGGUGGCAACACAACCAAAUGUACAAAACAAUGAGCAACAGCAUCCUCUUCAACUUCAAAUACAGGCCAAUGAAGAAAAGUGACAUCGCCACCAUCAUCAUCACCACCACCACCGAAGGCGGUCUAAUCACUUUCAUCAUCACAAUUUCCACAACAAUCAUAGCAAGCUGUCACAUAAACACAAACAGUCAAAGAUGCAACAUCAUCAGCACGCUCAGCAGCAACAGAAUCACAUAUUGCAUUGCAUAGCAUCAGCAGCUGUGGCUGCUGCAACCUCAUCCACAAGUGGUUUGGCCGCAGCUGCUGCCGCUCUCGUCAUAAACAGUAGCACAGUUGCCGCCGCAGGUGCUGCUGGCUCAGCCACUCUUUCGGCUUCCUCAUCAUUAGCGACUAAUUCAAUUGUAAAUAUAAAUCAUACAAAUCAUUUAUUUAACUAUCAAUCUUACCAAUCAUCGUCGCAACGAUUUCGAUCCAAUUACAAUAUGCUCCUGAAUAACUCUCAGUCGCAACACUCCAAUCAAACACAAUCUGCAACCACAAAUAACGUAACAAACGUUUCCACAACUUUUUCACACAAUACCAAUUUUAACAAUAGUAAUCAUCACAAUCACCAUCAUCAUCAUCACCACCACCACAAUCACCAAUGUAAGUCGAAGCGUAAAUUACAAAAGUUGUAUUAUACUCUAUGUCGCUGAAUCUCUUGAGAUUUAAAACAGUUUUUGUCCAGGCCUUCAGCGAUUUCUCAUUGAAGAAAUGUAGAGAGUAGAAGGUAAAUUGUCUUUAAACUAUAUGUAAAAAAUAAGUAUGGUAAAAUAUUAUGAUUAUCUCUUCGUACAUUAUUCGUUUUUCUAUUUUCUACAAUUUUUAUCAAACCCCAAAUUACAAAUUAUAUUUCUUUUAUAAUUUUGCUCCAGUGCAAUAAAGUUAUAAGAUGUCCAUUUAUGUUCUUUCUGUAUUGUAUUGUGAUUUCGAAUGACUUCGAAAUAUUUAAACAUAACUUCCCAUUAUGACUGCAUUUGUUUCGCUCAGACGCAACAUUUUAUUUAAUUUAUUCUCAUACAAAUAUAGUCUAAUAAAAAGGUAUAAUUGAAAAUAAAUGAUUUUCAAAGUAAUAA
Messenger RNA from Musca domestica (house fly), 3006 nucleotides. Its product is annotated as mitochondrial protein C2orf69 homolog. Gene Ontology annotation, cellular component: mitochondrion. Lineage: Eukaryota; Metazoa; Arthropoda; Insecta; Diptera; Muscidae. The transcript has 8 exons. The record is from RefSeq and is a predicted model, not a curated record. The coding region runs from base 442 to 1974 and encodes 510 amino acids.